UUAUAAUAAAAAAAUGGUCAAACAAUGCUAUCUAUUAGUCACUUUAUUGGUGAUUGUCCUUAGUCAGAAUUAUGGAACGGUUCUGAUUCAAAAUGAAGGAGGAGGAUAAAUUCAAUCAAAAGUAAUUCAUAUAAUAAAUUUAAGGAAAUACUCUUCUAAUAACCUUUUUAGUAAAUUCCUUAAGUGGCCAUUGCACUUCUUAAUGGUCAAGGUGAUAUAUUUGCAGAAAUUCAUGAGGUUAAUUAAGAAGGUACAUAAGUAUCUAUUAAAAAUAAGGAUUCACAUUAUAAGUGAUGGCAUCCGAUGAGAUUGAGGCAUAAUUUGCCUAUUUAGCUAUAGAUAAUGAUGAGAACUAUUAAAUAGAAUGUUUUAAUCGUGUAGCUAUUGGAAAUGAGAUACAAAUUCCUAUAAUCAUUUAGAGACCAACUUUUAUUAGUGUUUUAGCCACCAAUACUCAUGCUAAUAAUUUCAAUAUUGGUAAUAAUUGAUUUAAUUGGUGAAGAUUUACUUGAUGGUAAUCUAAUUGUUGAUAAUGAUGGAUAAAUGAAUAUGUGCAUAAUAAUCACAAAUGAAGAGUAACCAAUUGAUUUGGUAGGUUAUCAGAACUACUAGUAAUAAGAAGUAGCGGAAUUCCAUCCAUUUAAGAAGUAAAAUGCCAUGUAAUUAUUAAAUUAUUAAUUCAGCUUAGGAGCUUAGUAUAAGCACAGUAAUCCCUAGAAAUUACACAUUUAGAUUAACAAAAGUCUUUUGAAAUUUGGCAUCAUUAAUCUAUUGAAAUUGUUAAAGAUUCUUCAAUUGAAGUAUAUCCUACUCAUCGAUCAUUGGAAAUUGUGAGUGAUGAUUAACCUAAUCAAGUAGAAUUCAAACAAAACGAAUCCUUAGAAAUAUUUAAAUUAGAAAAUUAAGAUUUACAAUCGAAUUCUGAUUAAAAACUAAUUGCUGAAGAUAUUCAUUUAGAAAAUAUUGAUGAAAAUCUACAAUCUUAAAAUAAUUAAAUAGAAGAUAUUAAAUUUAAUGAUCAUUCUAAUUUCGAUAACCAAAAUUAAUAGUAAAUAACUGUAGCUCCAUCUGAUUAAUUAGAAGAUAUUAAAUUAGAUCUUGAAUCUACAUAAGAAAAUUAAUAAUCUGAAACUAUUUCUCUUGAUGAUUCAUAAUAACUAUAAGUUGAUGAUUAAUAAGUGUAACAAUAAAUUGAGGAUUCUUAAUAACUAUAAGUUGAUGAUUAAUAACAACAACAAAGUGAUGAUUCAUAAUAAUAAUAAUAAGUUGAGGAUUCAUAAUAAUAAUAACAAGUUGAGGAUUCAUAAGAAUAAUAAUAAGUUAAGGAUUCAUAAUAAUAAUAAUAAAUUGAGGAUUCAUAAUAAUAAUAAUAAAUUGAGGAUUCAUAAUAAUUAGUUGAGGAUUCAUAAUAAUAAUAAUAAGUUGAGGAUUCAUAAUAAAAAGAAAACAAUUAACAAUAAUAGUUUGAAGAUGUAAAAAUAGUAACUGAAGAACCUAUAGAUAAUCAAAAUUUACAAGAAAUUAAAUUGACAACAGAUGAAGUUUAAAUUAUAGAACCUAAAAAUGAUUCAAUUUAAAAUUAAGAACAAUAAAAUAAUUAAUAAAAUUAAGAUGAAUCUAAUUAGAUUUUGUAAUCUAACUCAGAAACUAAUAAUAAUGAUUAAGUACUCUAAUAAGAAGAUAUUGCAUUUGAUAAUUAAGAAAAUAAUAUCGUAAAUUAAGAGGAAGAACCAAAAUAAGAGAUCUAAAUUGAAGAUAUUAAAUUGGAUAAUACAGAGAUAUCAUCUAUGAAUGCUGAUGAUAUUCCUUAAUAAUAAGAUGCAAAAGAAAUCCUUCAUGAUUAAUUAUCAAUUGCAUCAGAAGAGAAAUAAGUUGAGGAUACUUCAUCAACCGAGGAUGUUGUUAUUCAUGCAGAUGAAGUAAAAAUAGAAAAUGUGAAGAUUUCUGAAGCAAAUUUGGAUGAGAUAAGCAUAGAAUAAUAAGAUAAUAUCUAGUAGGUUUAAGAGGAUAUUUAGGAGAGUAAUAAUGAUAUAAAUGAAUAAAGCGAAGUUAUUUCAGUUGAUCCUGAGGCUUUUUCAGAACCAUAAUAAAAAGUAACUUAAAUUAAUGACGAGGAUCUUCUUAAAUAAGAAUAAGAUAUUGAUGAAAUGAUCAGAGUUGCUUAAGAGUUGAGAGAAGAAGCUAAACAAUUAAAAAAUAAAAAUAGAAGUGAACAAUAAUUAGAAAAAUUAGAUAUAAUGGAAAAGGCAAAUGAUUUAGAGAAGGAAGUUGGAGAACUUGAAAAUAAAAGUGAAGAACCUUAGGUUGUAGAAGAUUAAAUAAGUUUAGAUGUAAAUUCUGCUUAUGAGGAUUAGAAGGAAGUUUAAAUAGAAUAACCAAAGGAAGAAUAACAACCACCUAUUAUAUAUUUAAAUGAUGAAGGAAUGAAUCCAGAAUAGUAAUUAAUUAUUUAGGAAAUUAAAAAUGAUGAUAAUAACCUUAUGGUAAACUAAUUAUAAGAUGAAGUUGAUAAAGAAUUGUAAUCAUAAGAGUAAUAGAUUGAAAAUACAUCAUAAAUUGGAGAAGAAGACAUAUAAAUUAUUGAUGCAUCCAUUAAAUUAGAUGAAGAUCAUUAAGAAAUUGAAGUUUAUGAAUCUGGUCAAGUAGAAGCCAUUCCUGAUUAAGUUUAACCAUAAAUUGAAGAAGUCUAACAAAUUGAGUAACCUCAAGAAUACGUGGAAUAAGAACCUUAAGAAGAUGUUGUUUAAGAAUAAGAAUCUACAAAAGAAGAAGGUGGUAUUGUUUAAGAAUAAGAGUUUAUAAAUAAAGAAGGUGAUAUUGUUUAAGAAUAAGAAAGUACAAAAGAAGAAGAGGCUAUUGAAAUUGGAUUGACAACAGAUGAAGGAGAAGCUUAUAUUAGAAAACCUAAGAAAUCUGAUUUCUUAAGGGAAAAACAAAGAUUAAAGGAUAAAUUAAAUAAUGUUAUUCGAGAUUUUAAAUUAGAUUCUGUGUCAACUGAAUCUUUAGAUACAGUGGCUGAAGGAGAGAAACAAUAUUCAUUGAUUAUUGAUAGAUUAGAUGUUCCUGAAAAUAAUGAUUAAGUUAUUGUAUUGAAGGAUGAAGAUUAUGAAUAAAAUUAUGUUGAACCAGAACCAAUAUAAGAAGUCAAAUAACUUGGAGAUUAUUUGGAAGCAGUAGAACCAAAUAUAGAAAAUAUUAAUUUUAUUUAUGAUGAUGAAUAAUAAUAGGAAUAAUAAAAUAUUUAAAUUGAAGAUAUUAAAUUACAUGAUGAUACUAAUGAAGAAACUAAUUAUAAAAUUGUAGAAGCUAAAGAUGACGAUUUUGUAGAAUCUACAUUAGAAUAUGUCGAUGAUACACAAUAAUAAUAAUUAUUAUCAAGUGAAGUUGCUGUUUCUGCUGAAGAAACAUCUGUUAUACAAGAUGACAAUUAGAAUAAAGAAGAUAUUAAUGUCUCUUUUGAUGAAUUCUAAUAAGAACUUGAAGCUUUGGCUAAUACUAUUGGAAACAUCAAAUAAGAAAAUGUGGAUACUAUGAAAACUAGUGAUUAUAUCAUUGUUAAUGAUAAUAGUUAAAUCUAUGAAGCCACUUAUGAUGAAUAAAGUAAUGAAUAACCAAUAGAAGAUGAACCUUAAAUUGAAGAGAAUUAAGAAUAAUACUAUCAAGGAAUUGAAGAUGAUUAAAAUACUUCAAUGGAAAUAGAAUAAUCAGAAAAUCUAGAUCAAGAAUAAUAAGAACUUUAAUAACCAAAUGAAGAUCCAGAACUUGAGUAAUAGGAUAUUGAAUAACCAUAAUUGUCUGAAGAUUAAUUUUUAGUUGAUGAAUAAUAAUCUGAAGAUGCAACUUAAUAAGUUCAAAGAUAUGAUGAUGCUGAGCCUCAAGAGUAAUAUCUGACUAUUGAUAAUCUUGUUAAAGAUAGCUCAGUUGAUACUGGGGAAUCUUAUUAAUAGCCACCAUAAUAUUAUGAUGAAUCUGAUAAUCAAUCAUGUGAAGAAGAUUAAUAAAAUAAAGUUGAAAACACAUUUUAAUAAGAUUAUGAUGUUUCUGAAUAAUAAUAAUAAGCUUAACAAUAUCAAAAUAAUUAUUAGUAAUAACAAGAAUAAUAAGAAUAGGAAUAAGAUUUUGUUGUAAUGAAAGCAAAUUAAUUUAUUCCUUAAUAAACUGAAAAACAAGCAUAACUAGAAUAACAACUUUCUGAUAACCAAAAAGAAGAAGAUAUCUAUUCAGAAACUCCUAAAAACGAAAAUGAAAUUGAUAUUAUAAUAGAUGUUGCUAAUGAACAAUAGGAUUAAUCUCAAUAAAAUGAAUAAGAUUAUGAUUAUGAAGAUAAUUUUGAAGUUUAAUAGCCAGUAUAAAAGUAAGUUGAAUCAUAAUCAUAAUAAAAAUAGGAUAUCUAAUAAUAAUAACAAUAAUUAUAAUAAGAUUCAAAAUCUACUAAAAAUAAUAAAUAAAAAAUUUAACAUUCAAUUACUAUAUCUCACAAUCCUUAAUAAAGUAAUAGUAAAUAAACCGAUAGAUCUAUUUAAAUAUAGCAUGAAGAAAAAUCUCUAAAAAUUGAACAUUAACUUAAUGAAGAGGAAUUAAAAAAAAAUAUAAAGGAAUAGUUAAAAUAAGAACUAAAAGAAGAAUUAAAAUAAGAAAUAAAAUAGGAAAUAUAAGAAUCUCAUAAUAGAAGAAAAUCUGCAAGUCUUGUUAUAGAGGAUAAUGUUGCUAAAGAUCCCGAAAGACCUGCUUAGAAAGCAAUAAACAAUUUUAAUAAUUUAUUACAUGAUGUAGUAGAUGAAACAUUAAAGGAAGAAGAUAGAAAGCACUAUUAAAAAUUACCAAUUGUAGAUUUAAAGAAAGAGUCGUUCAAUAAAGUAGAGCCAAAAAUGGAAUAAGGAAUUGAAGAUUUAAAGAAAGCUUUAGGAUUAAAAGGAGGAGUAGAAGUUAUUGAUAAUAAUGGUAAAAAACAAGUUAUUAAUGUUGAGGAUCUUAAAAAAGAAAGUGAAAAAUUACUAACCAAUCCAGAAAAAGAAAAUAAAAAUGAUAGUCCUUAAUAUGAAGAAUUUUUAAGAAAAGUUACAGAAAAAUAACAAAAAAAUAAUAAUGAGGCAUAGAUUAAUUAUGAAGAAUAGCAUAAUUUGAGAAAAUAAGAAAUUUUGGAGAACAUAAAGAGAGAAUUAGAAAUAAAGAAAGGUCACUUCACAAUACCAAAUGAUUCACCUUAAGGUAUAUAUGGAAAUAUAUUUUUAGCUGAAUUAUCACCUUAUGAAUUUGAGAGAGUUUAUCUAGAUUGGGAAAAGAAUAAAUAAGAUAUAAUCCCAAGUAUACUUUAACAUUCUAUCGAACAACCUAAUACUUAAGAAAUUCAUUCUAAUUAAGAAAUAGUAUAGUAGAAGUCAAUUGAGAGAGUCUCCAGAAAAGAAGAAGUUGAUAAAGAAGUUUAAGAGUUACUUUAUGGAAACUAAAAGAAUAGAAAACAAUAAUCAAAAUAAUCCUUAAAAGGUAUAAUUUAGAUUAAAAUUUAAAGAAUUUAAAGUUGAAGAUUUGAAAUAUAUAAAGGAUGAUCCACUUUUAGAUUCUACUUUCAGUGGAUUUGUAUAAGUAAAAGCAAAUUUAAGAAGGAGAUAACAUUGAUUAAUAUAAGUUUAUAAAUUAACAGAAUAUAAU
Molecule: messenger RNA, 5649 nt
Organism: Paramecium sonneborni
Lineage: Eukaryota; Ciliophora; Oligohymenophorea; Peniculida; Parameciidae
Source: the annotation of a GenBank genome assembly